AAAACUUAUGAGAGUAGUCAGAUAAACAUAUUCUUUCGAGUUGGUACUUAAGUAUAAGAUGAAACUGAAUAUGCUGUGCUUGAAUUUCGGAUGGAUCAAUCCCAGCAAAUUGCGAAAAACUGAUUACCUUAUGUUUGGGAAUUCGAAAUUAUGGCCCGCCAUUAUUCGCGGGCACAAUCUGUUGGGUACAUCAUUUUAACCACUAUCCAUAAGAUCUGCGGCAAGCAAAGAAAAAGAAAAACAGCGUCCAAAGUUUUGCUCUACGACUUACGGCCAAAGUCGUUUUUUUUUUCCUUUUGAGCCCCUUCUUUGUAUGUAUCAAAAGAUAAAACCACCGUCGUUUAUAGUGACCCCGCGACGUGCGGUGGGCCUAUUUUUCGAUUGACUAAUUCUCAUUCUACUACUGGUUAAGCUAACCCUCUGCGAACCACAAAGAAAGAACAGGUCACUCAACAAACCUUGAACCUCAGAAGCCACCAUGCUUUUUACCAUUCUUAUCGUCUUGAUCAUAGCUUAUCUAAGCAGAUCAAUCAUUCUCGACUUGACAAGCAAUCCGUUGGCCGAGACUGCGCAGCCCCAGGAGCCCCCGGUGCAAACGAAGUUUGUGCCUUCUACGCUUUCGAAAUACGACGGAAAGAAUGACACCAAGGUUUUCAUUGCCAUCAAGGGUGUAGUCUUUGAUGUGACUGCAGGAAAAGGUUUCUACGGUCCCGGUGGCCCAUAUGAGAAUUUUGCCGGCAGAGACGCCUCACGUGGAUUGGCGCUCAACUCGUUUGACCCAUCGGUGCUCACUGCAUUGAACGAGCCCCUCGACACCUUAGCCGACUUGUCCCUGGAGGAAAAAGAGUCUUUGGAAAACUGGAAGCUGCAUUUCGAGAAAAAGUAUAUAAUUGUCGGCUCGCUUCAUAACCCUGGGGAAAUUGAUCUUUGAUCUGAGCUUAGGGUACGUAUACGAGUAAUCCAAGGUUACAACAGGAGUCUUCACGAUAUAUGCGAUUUAGUAUCAAAAAAACGAAAAUCAAUAGGCUUAUGGCUUACUUUUAUUCUGGUCGUAAUUAUGCGUGCUUUUGUUCAUUUUAUUCCUUCAAGUUUCUUUUUAGAAUAAUGCAAUUGUCAAUUUCAUCAGAACUUUUAUAGGCUUUAGUAAUUCAACCCCUUCU
Molecule: messenger RNA, 1160 nt
Organism: Metschnikowia bicuspidata var. bicuspidata NRRL YB-4993
Lineage: Eukaryota; Fungi; Ascomycota; Pichiomycetes; Serinales; Metschnikowiaceae
Gene: DAP1
Product: Dap1p
Exons: 1
Coding region: 479-931 (150 amino acids)
Cellular component (GO): membrane; endomembrane system
Source: RefSeq, a predicted model, not a curated record